AUGCAGAAUUUUGGUCUCAAAACGUCACUUUUCGCUUUCGCCGCCACCCCCGCACGUUCUUGGCAUUCAGCGUUACACACAAACCCGCAGAGUGCACACGACACGAUGAUGCAAUCUUUCGCCGUCUGUUUUCGACCAAUGUGUGAACAGAGAGCGCACUCCAAUCGCUUCGCGUCCUCGUCUUCGUUUUCAUCACCACCACCACCCACUUUGAAAACGACGACGACGAUUCAGACGACGAGAAACGGGAGGAGGAAAAAACAAACGCGAGAGAGAACACUUUUGAUGAACAGCUUGGGAACAUCUUCAGAAGAUAUCAAAGAAACCAUGGCUGAAGAAAUCUCUCAAAAGAUUAACGAGGAAAUCGCAGACGCGAGGGGUGCGUUAAUCCAAGUCGGCGCCGUCGUCGCCGCGCACGGUUUGAAAGGCGAAGUCAGAGUUUUACCUCUGACGGACUUUAUCGAGGAACGUUUUAUGAACCCGGGGGUGGAGUUGUACGUGGAAAAUGUUGCGCAAGGAAGAUCGUCGAAAAACGACGGAUACGAUCGACCCAUAGCGGAGGGGAAGUUCAUGCGCAUCGCCAACGGACGAUGGGUGACGAGUAAAGGAAGAACAGAACCGAUUGUAAAGUUUAAAGGAUGCUCGGACCGCACAACGGCGGAGGCGAUGAUUGGAAGACGCAUAUACAUCGGGGCAGAAAGUCGAGCGGAAAUCGAGGAAGAGGAUGCGUUCUACUGCCAAGACUUGGAGGGUUUAACGGUGAUUAUGCACGAAGGCGAGAGGGAAGUUGUAGGUGUGGUUGAAGACAUAUAUCGCGGCGCCGGCGAGAAGGAUUUGAUGAAGGUGCUCAUGCAACCAGAGAUGGAAACGAAGACGAAUAAAAACGGAGAAGUCGAAAUCGACGUCGUGGAGUAUUACGUGUAUAUACCGUUCGUGAAAGAUAUCGUGCCUGUUGUAGAUGUCGACCAAGGGCUGAUUGAAAUCACCCCUCCUCCUGGCUUGCUUGAUUUGAAACAAAAAGUAGGGAAGAAGAAGAAUAAAAUAUAA
Molecule: messenger RNA, 1047 nt
Organism: Bathycoccus prasinos
Lineage: Eukaryota; Viridiplantae; Chlorophyta; Mamiellophyceae; Mamiellales; Bathycoccaceae
Exons: 1
Coding region: 1-1047 (348 amino acids)
Biological process (GO): rRNA processing
Cellular component (GO): ribosome
Molecular function (GO): ribosome binding
Source: RefSeq, a predicted model, not a curated record